Molecule: messenger RNA, 1086 nt
Organism: Emys orbicularis (European pond turtle)
Lineage: Eukaryota; Metazoa; Chordata; Testudines; Emydidae
Gene: FAM43A
Product: family with sequence similarity 43 member A
Exons: 1
Coding region: 1-1086 (361 amino acids)
Source: RefSeq, a predicted model, not a curated record
AUGCUGCCGUGGCGGCGGAACAAGUUCGAGCUGCUGGCGGAGGAGCCGCGGCAGCCCAGCAAGCCCAAGGGCUACGCGGUGAGGCUGCACUGCUCCGCGCUCGGCUCGCUGGCCCGCGCCUGCCCCGAGGGCGCGCUGCACCGCGUGGGCAGCAUGUUCCGCUCCAAGCGGCGCAAGUUCCGCGUCACCAGCGAGGACCCCACGUACACGGUGCUGUACCUGGGCAACGCGGCCACGCUGCAGGCCAAGGGCGAGGGCUGCACCGACCUGGCCGUGGGCAAGAUCUGGGCCAAGAGCGAGGCGGGCCGGCAGGGCGCCAAGAUGAAGCUGACCGUCGGCGCGCAGGGCAUCCGCAUGGCGCACGCCGAGGAGCGGGGCCCGCGCCGGCCGGGCCACCUCUACCUGCUGCACCGCGUCACCUACUGCGUGGCCGACCCGCGCCUGCCCCGCGUCUUCGCCUGGAUCUACCGGCACGAGCUGAAGCACAAGGCGGUGAUGCUGCGCUGCCACGCCGUGCUGGUCUCGCGGCCCGAGAAGGCGCGGGCCAUGGCGCUGCUGCUCUACCAGACCUCGGCCGCGGCGCUGGCCGAGUUCCGCCGCCUGAAGAAGCGCGACGACGCGCGGCACCAGCAGCAGCAGCUGGUCGGGGAGCAGAGCAUCCCGCUGGUGCCGCUGCGCAAGCUGCUGCCCGGGCGCAGCUGCUACAAGCCGCCGGUGGAGCGCAGCCGCAGCGCGCCCAAGCUGGGCUCCAUCACCGAGGACCUGCUGGGCGAGGCGCAGGAGGAGCGCGCCCGGCCCUUCGAGUGCGAGGACAUCCUGGAGGCGCCCGGCGGCGCCCCGCUGCUGCUGCGGGCGGGCCCCGGCCGCCUGGAGGGGCCGGAGUUGACCCAGCUCAUCAGCGACCUGGGCGAGCUCAGCAUCGGCAACGACCUGCAGGCGCUGCGGGCCGACCUGCGCGUCACCCGGCUGCUGUCCGGGGAGAGCACCGGCAGCGAGUCCUCCAUCGAGAGCAGCGGCCAGGAGGGGGGCGCCGCGCCCUGCAACGGCCAGGAGGAGGGGGGCGGCCAGGAGCCUGAGACCGGCUGA